AUGGCAUCAGGCGCGCACAAGGAACCUCGCAAGACAAGAAGAACAGCUAAUGCAUAUCUCCAAGAUCUUCAAAAGCGAGUAGAGCAGCAACAACGCUCACCGUCAAAUAACAUCUUCGACAAUGCAGGACAAAUAGACACAGCAUUUACAUAUCGCUCACCGCCCACGGCCUCAGUACCACCUCCAUACCGCUCAUCAAUGGACGCAGCAUCCGUCCACUCUCAAAACUCUCACCCCUCAUAUUGUUCGCCACCAAUAUCAUCAUCUCAAGUUGGAGGAGAUAGCUACUCUCCCGGAUUGAAGCGCACUAACGAUGCUGCUUUUGGAAACGAUGUCAAUGGUCAGUGCGGGGUUGAUACCAGUCUUGCUUCUCCUGCGCUCACGGUAGGCUCCCAACAACAAUCUGACCCGUCCGUUCAAGAUGCAGCUACCUCGUCCUAUUCGCAACAAACCGGCGAGUCGCCGUUAACCAUCUGGCCGAGUGCGUUUACAAUACCCUCCAAGAUCAUUAAGAACACUCGCAAGAACAGGCGCACGUGGAUAUGGCUUGCGCCUUGGUCGACGUGGUCGUUUACUCUGCGACUCAUGCUCAUGCUCGGCGAUAAGCUACAGCCAGGCGGUCUCAACAUACCACCCCAAUUAAUCGAAGAAGAUGUCUACAAGCUGUCCUGGCAACAACUGGACAGAGCCGACGUCUCCGGCCUCCCCUCCCUCGACUACGCAAUCUAUCUUUUCCACACUUUCAAAUUCCACCUGGGCCAGACGUAUCGUCUCUUCGACGAGGUAGAAUUCGUGAAUCAGAUCCGUGAUUUCUAUUCUGACGCGCAGAGCAAGGCAGAGGAGAACCGCCUCUGGUAUGUCAAGUUUCUCUUGAUUCUAGCCUUUGGAACAGCAUUCCUCUCCUCCCAGCCUCUCCCAUCCAAGGAACCCCCCGGUGCAAAGUUCUUUGUACGUGCGAUGGGUCUAAUGCCGGAUCAUACGGCUCUUUGGAAGGAUAGCUUAUUUGCGAUAGAGGUUUUGGCCAUGGUUGGCUUGUAUUUGUAUUCGAUUGAUGAGAGGGAGUCUGCUCACGUAUAUCUUGGCCAGGCUAUUCGAAUAGCUCAGUUGGAGGGUCUGCAUACUCAAUUACCUGACAGUGAGCUCGGCAGUGAGACAGUCACUUCUUGUCGUGAUUUAUGGUGGACGUUGUACAUCAUGGAUCGACACUUUUCGUCUUCUUUGGGACUUCCUAUGUCUGUUCAAGAUAGUGACAUUUCUACACCAGUCAACCCACCGAAUGUUGGGUCACAAGAUGAUAGCGCUCGCAGUCUUCAAGUGAACCUGUCUCAUCUGCUUUCCGUGAUAUUAACCACACUUUAUAAGCCGGAGAAAACGCCACUUGACCAGUUCCUCGAGCAAACCAAGGCAAUCCUCCAUACGCUUGCUCAUCACGCCCAAGAAAUUGAAAGAAUCAUAUCUCUGAAAUUCAAAAACUCGGUAGAUACCAUGCCCCGAGGCACAAAGUACAUAACUCUUCUUUACCACCAGUGUGUUAUUGUCGCCACAAGACCUCUGUUACUCUCAGUUCUUAAAGAACGCCUUGACAUUCUCGGCCAACCAGGCAAUGAAAACUCUGAAGCUUUCCUCGGCCAAACAGCAGCCGUAAUCUCAACCGGUAUAAAAUCAGCUGUCAAGACACUCCAAAUCCUCACCAGCGAGUAUAGUCUCCUCGGUACGCAGCCCAUACCCCUCCUCAACUUCUACUUACAACCCGCAGAGGUUUUUCUCCCUUACGAUCUCGAAUUCACAUUCGGCGCCGCCCUUCAUCUAAACAUGGCAACCGCCCUCUUCCCCGGCGUAGCAGACGACCAAGGCUGCCGUCUGCUAAUCCACCAACUCCUCGACAACAUGAUCGCCCGCGGCAACCGCCUCGCCUCCGUUCGAAAGCAAGAGCUCGUAUAUCUCGAAGCACAGUGCCAAGAGCUCGUGGCCCAAGUCCAGCAACAAGGUCUUCAGACGUUAUCCCUCGCAGUAACAGACGAAGAUCUAGCGAGAAAGGCCGACGAGGAGCAGCAACGACUUCUGGCGCAGGAGACGCUGGGGAUGGAGGUUCCGAUGAAUUGUGUGCAGAAUCCUAUGACGAGUGAUAUGGAGUUUCUUGAUAAUAUUGGGAUUUCGUCGGAGGAGUUUUUGUCCAUUGUGCAUCAGAUAGGGGAUCCGGAUAUUAUGCCCGAGAAUAUGUUAACUUUGGAGUAA
Fusarium subglutinans is the source of this 2235-nucleotide messenger RNA. RefSeq names its product C6 transcription factor. Gene Ontology annotation, biological process: DNA-templated transcription; positive regulation of transcription by RNA polymerase II. Bases 1 to 2235 code for a protein of 744 amino acids. The transcript is spliced from 6 exons. Lineage: Eukaryota; Fungi; Ascomycota; Sordariomycetes; Hypocreales; Nectriaceae. The record is from RefSeq and is a predicted model, not a curated record. Gene Ontology annotation, molecular function: sequence-specific DNA binding; zinc ion binding. Gene Ontology annotation, cellular component: nucleus.